AUGGCCUCGCCGGCGGCGUCAAUCGCCGAUCGCCGAGAGCACAUCUCGCUCCCGGCAGACGAGAUCCUGGAGGAGAUCUUCCUCCGCCUGCCCACCCCGGAGACGCUCGCCCGCGCGUCCGCCGCCUGCAGCACCUUCCGCCGCGUCAUCACCGACCGCCUCUUCCUCCGCCGCUACCGCAAGCUCCGCCCGCCCCCGCUCCUCGGCCUCAUCAGCGACAGGGGCGGCGGCUUCCACCCCGCCGAGGCGCCGCACCCCUCCGCGCGGCUCGCGCGCGCCCUCCUCGACGCCGCCGACUUCACCUACUCCUUCGUGCCCAAGCCCAGGGAAGGCUGGCUCAGCCCCUGGCACCCCCGCGACGUGCGCGACGGCCGCGUCCUCCUCGACUGCAGGGUCCCGGGGAAAACCUUCAGGACCGCCUUCGCGGUCUGCGAUCCGGUCUCCCGCCGCUACGUGGUGCUGCCGCCGGUGCCCGACGAGGACAUAGCCGAACGCCCUGCUGAACUGGCGCCGGUCCUCGCGCCUGUGGGCGAGCACGAGGAUGAGAGGUCCUUCAAGGUGAUAUGCAUGGUGCACUACGAAACCAGGCUGGUUGCAUUCGUCUUCUCCUCCGUCACCGGGCAAUGGUGCAUAUCUGCGUCUCCCACCUGGAGUUCCUUGGGCACGUGCCGUCCCCGCGGGUUCCGCAACAGUUCUGAUCCGGACGGAUGCCGCGGUUUGUCGAGUUUCGACUGCGUGCGCGGCUGCUUCUACUCCGCUUCGCCUUGGAUGGACAAGUUCCUCGUGUUGGACACGCGGAGAAUGGAGUUCUCCGUCAUCCACGAUCGUGAUGAUGUCUACAAGAUGCUCAGGAAUAUGCUUGACCCACCAGCCGGACAACACAGACGCCGGCCUGGCCAGACCAGAAGCCUGCCUGGCGUUGUCGGUGGAGAAGGAUCCCUUGAGCUGCUUUCUCUUGUUGGCGCUCACAAUCCGAAUGCCUCGCCACGUGUCUACCAUUCCUCUCAGCAAAGUAACGGUGAACCUUGCAAGUCUCCGCGGAUGAAUAUUAUACCGUUGUCUGGCUCAUAUGACUAUUUUACCGUGGGCGCAGCGGAGGGGUUCUUAUUCCUUGGAGCCACUAAAGAAGAUCGCGUGGGUCAGUAUCAUGUGGACAUGGUGGUCGCGCAUGACAAUCACUAUGAUCAAACUCCGUUGAUGGAGACUUGGGAUGUAGACUAUUUUUCGGUGGAGCUCCGGAAUUCAGAGGUUACCAAGAUUUGUACGAUGAAGAAGUCAUACUUCAACCAUGAGCGCGUCCACUCCUAUUUUGGCUUCCCACCAUCGUUGUCAACACCGACCAUAUGAAGUGGGAUGGACUCACUUUGCUUUGGAGAUCUGUUAUCUGGACCAUCCAUCUUGUGCCGUCGAGGAUAUAUGGAAAAUGGUGGUGCAAAAAUUCUGGCUUGAUGCAGUAACGUUGAUUAGUAUAGAAGAUAGUCAAAUGUCAAGUGCUUUUUUGUAAGCCAAGGUGACUUUGUCAAUAAUGUUGGGAAACAUAAUAAUGUUGUUGUGUUGAGAGAACGGCCCUUAUACCAAAUACUAUAUAAGAGACAUGUUGUUGUGUUGGGAGAAUCACUACUUAUUAUUGUACUUAAUCAGCUCAACAAGUUACUCAUUUGGAGUAGCUUUUA
Messenger RNA from Lolium rigidum, 1673 nucleotides. RefSeq lists its product as uncharacterized. Lineage: Eukaryota; Viridiplantae; Streptophyta; Magnoliopsida; Poales; Poaceae. The transcript has 2 exons. The record is from RefSeq and is a predicted model, not a curated record. Bases 1 to 1347 code for a protein of 448 amino acids. Gene Ontology annotation, molecular function: protein binding.